Messenger RNA from Cuscuta campestris, 1385 nucleotides. The record is from the annotation of a GenBank genome assembly. Lineage: Eukaryota; Viridiplantae; Streptophyta; Magnoliopsida; Solanales; Convolvulaceae.
CCCUUGUUUGAGACACUCUUGUACCCUAUUUCUGGUCAUAGUGGAGCUUGCUUGGUGGUCUUUGUGACCCGUGGUUUUUACUCUCGAUUUGAGGGGUUUUCCACGUAAAAAUUCUGGUGCAUCCUGUCUUUAUUAUUUGUGCUUAUUUGCUAUUAGCUUGUUGCUGUUUUUGAUCCUCUUACUCUUGCAAGUGGGGAAUUAGUAUUUGGUGUGGUUGUAUUCUCUUCUUAAUUCCCAUCAGAGUGGUAUCAGAGCCUGGUUCGUGUUCAGUUACUCUAGUGUUGCUGUGCUAUAUUCUUGUUUGAGUGAUGGAGACAAAUACAAGCCGGAUGAUUAGUUUGGAUGGCACAAAUUAUCAUAUAUGGAAAGGAAAAAUGGAAGACCUCUUGUAUGUGAAAGAUAUGGAUUUGCCUGUUUUUUCAAUCGAGAAGCCAGAAUCAAAAUCAGAUGAGGAAUGGAAACGUGAUCACCGACAAGUUUGUGGCUUUAUUAGACAAUAUGUUGGUGAUAAUGUUUAUGGUCUCAUUGCAAAUGAAACACAUGCCAGGUCACUUUGGGAGAAACUAGAGUCCAUGUAUGCAUCCAAAUCUGGUAAUAACAAGUUGUACUUGUUAAAGUCCUUGAUGAACUUGUCUUAUAAAGAAACUACUCCUUUGUUGGAUCACUUGAAUGCAUUUCAUGGUAUUUUAGAUCAGUUAUCUGGUGUUGGUAUAAAGCUUGAGGAUGAAUUAGCUGCUCUUUGGUUGCUAAAUACUUUACCUGAGUCUUGGGAGAUAUUUAGGGUCUCAAUUAUCAAUUCUGCCCCGGAUGGUAUUGUAUCCAUGCAAACUGUUAAACCAGCUAUGCUUAAUGAGGAGAUGAGAAGGAAGAUGCAAGGUUCUUCGUCUCAAUCAGAGGUGUUAGUUACAGAACAUAGGGGGAGGAAUGCUAACCGAGAUCAAAGAGGCGGAGGGAAAUCCAUAAGCAAGUCCAAGUCCAGAUAUAAGAAUGUUGAGUGUCAUUAUUGUCACAAUAUAGGACACAUCAAGAAAAAUUGCUUCAAGUGGAAAAGAGAUAACAAGGCUAAAGGCAAGAAUGAGAAAGAGGAUGAAGGUGGUGACCGUGUUUCUAUUGCCGAUCUUGUUGAUGAUUUGAUCUUUGUCACCAAUGCAAAUGUGGUUAAUGUAGUGUCAGAUGACCAGAGCUAGGUUAUUGAUAGUGGUGCUACGUUGCAUGUGACUCCAAGGAAGGAAUUCUUCACAUCCUUAAAGUCUGGCAGUUUUGGCAAAUUGAAAAUGGGCAAUGAUGCAGUUGCAGAGGUUGUUGGUAUUGGAGAUGUCUGCUUAGAGACUCAGAUGGGUACUAAGUUGCUCCUAAAAGAUGUUAGGUAUGCUCCCGAUGUCCGC